Messenger RNA from Rosa chinensis, 2983 nucleotides. Its product is annotated as SWI/SNF-related matrix-associated actin-dependent regulator of chromatin subfamily A-like protein 1. Gene Ontology annotation, biological process: replication fork processing; DNA repair. Gene Ontology annotation, molecular function: ATP binding; ATP-dependent chromatin remodeler activity. The record is from RefSeq and is a predicted model, not a curated record. Bases 239 to 2548 code for a protein of 769 amino acids. Lineage: Eukaryota; Viridiplantae; Streptophyta; Magnoliopsida; Rosales; Rosaceae. Gene Ontology annotation, cellular component: nuclear replication fork. The transcript is spliced from 24 exons.
CGGCGAAGUUUAGCAUAAAAUAAACUCUUCUCGUCUUGGUUAAACCUUUUUCUUUUUUUUUUGGGAUAGAAUCUUGGUUCAACUCUAGAAAAGCAAAAAAAGGCGCAUUUUAACGGUGGCAGAUUGAUUGUUUGAUUGUUCAAGUUGGCGCUUUUUAAAGUCCCAAAAUCAAAAGCGCAGAACCCCAAAACCCAAAACUCUCUCUCUCUGCGAUCACACUCUCUCAGGGUAUUCAAGAAUGGAUUUUGGGGCCGACGACGACUGGAAUUUCAGCGCGGAAGAGCUUGAUUCCCUCGAGAGAGACGCUUUCCAGAAACUCUCUCAGCAACGCAUCAACUCCGCUUCCACUUGUUCCUGUUCUUCUUCUUCUUCUUCUUCUUCUUCCUUUUCAUUCAAUCGCCACCACGCACACCAGUCUUUACCCACCACCACCACCACCAACAGCAAUGCCUUCGAAAGCUUCAUUCCGAAUUCAUUUCCUAACCAGGUGCCGCCGCCUUUGUCUCCUGGAGCCAGAGUAUUACCUUCUUCUCUAGACGUUAAAGUAAACCCUGAAGUUGAACGGAAGCUCACUGUCAAAUUUUUUCUUCAUGCUACUGGAAACAUUGCUGCAAAAUUUUCCUAUGACCAGGUGUUGGUAGCUGCUUUCCGCAAGAUCCCCAAAGCCACAUGGAAUGCAAAAGAAAGGUUAUGGAUGUUCCCUGUGUCUUCUUUGUCAUCGGCAGAAAAAGUUCUUCAUGAAGUAUCAGGAGUCAAUGUUGAGAUAGAGAACUUAGAUCCCUUAGUCCACCGGGCCAUUGCUGCUGUGUCUGUUGUUCCAGAUAUUCGAGACCUGUAUGACAGGAUACCUAGCUUUAUCGAAUCAAAGCUCUUGGGAUUUCAGCGAGAAGGCGUAAGGUAUCUUGUUAGUCUGGAGUUUGUUCCUGAUUUAAUGUCUGUUGUAUUCAACUUGCAUAGGAUACUAUAUUCUGCAGAUGAUUGUGAGCAUGGAGGGCGUGCAUUCCUUGCUGAUGAAAUGGGACUGGGGAAGACUUUGCAGGCUAUUGCUGUGGCUUCCUGCAUUCGUGACUCAUGGCCUGUUCUUAUACUCACACCAUCUUCAUUGCGUCUGCAAUGGGCCUCUAUGAUUCAACAAUGGAUGAACAUUCCUCCAUCAGAUAUUAGUGUUGUUUUGUCUCAAUGUGGGGGUUCAAACAGAGCUGGAUAUACAUUAGUAUCCUCAAGUUCCAAAGGGACCAUUCAUCUUGAUGGCCUAUUUAACAUAAUCUCUUAUGACAUAGUCCCUAAACUACAGAAUCUGCUGAUGGCUUCAGAUUUUAAGAUUGUGAUUGCAGAUGAGUCGCACUUUUUGAAAAAUGCUCAAGCAAAAAGGACAACUGCUUCCCUGCCUGUCAUCAAGGCUCAAUAUGCAAUACUGUUAAGUGGAACUCCUGCAUUGUCCCGACCGAUCGAACUAUUUACGCAGCUGGAAGCCUUGUAUCCUGAUGUAUACAAAAAUGUUCAUGAAUAUGGCAAACGAUAUUGCAAGGGUGGAACAUUUGGAAUGUAUCAAGGUGCAAGUAACCAUGAAGAAUUGCAUAAUUUGUUGAAGGCAACGGUGAUGAUUCGGAGACUCAAAAAUGAUGUACUCUCUGAACUUCCUGUGAAGCGCAGACAACAGGUCUUCCUAGAUUUGGCUGAAAAGGACAUGAAACAAAUCAAUGCUUUAUUUCGUGAGUUGGAGGUGGUAAAGCUGAAAAUUAAGGCCUGCAAAUCAAAAGAAGAAGUUGAUUCACUUAAAUUUAUGGAGAAGAAUCUUAUCAAUAAGAUUUAUACUGAUUCAGCGGAGGCCAAGAUCCCAGCAGUUCUGGAUUACCUGGGAACUGUCAUCGAGGCUGGUUGCAAGUUUCUAGUAUUUGCACAUCAUCAAUCCAUGAUCGAUGCAAUAUAUCAGUUUCUUCUGAAGAAGAAAGUGAGUUGUAUUCGAAUUGAUGGCAGUAUACCUACAGUAGAGAGGCAAGCAUAUGUUACGCAGUUUCAAGAAAAAGAUUCUGUCAAGGCAGCAGUGCUAUCUAUCAAAGCUGGAGGUGUGGGAUUAACUUUAACAGCUGCAAGCACUGUAAUAUUUGCAGAAUUGUCGUGGACUCCUGGUGACCUAAUUCAAGCUGAAGAUCGUGCUCACAGAAUUGGCCAGGUGUCCUCGGUCAAUGUAUACUACCUUCUAGCGAACGACACAGUUGAUGACAUCAUAUGGGAUGUUGUUCAGAGCAAGUUGGAAAAUCUGGGACAGAUGCUGGAUGGCCAUGAGAAUUCGUUGGAAGUUUCAGCCAGCCAGCCGCGAAAUAGCCCUGCAAAGCUGAAAAAUAGCCCUGCCAAGCCGAAAUAUAGCCCUGCCAAGCCGAAAUAUAGCCCUGCAAAGCAGAAAACACUGGAUUCUUUCUUGAAAGUUUCAACCAACCAGUCAAACAUCAGCCCAGGAAAGCAAAAAACACUUGAUUCCUUCUUGAAGCGUUGCAACAACAGUGAAGACCAUGAAAUUGAGCCCAAAUUUAAAUACCCAAGGCAGUAACAGACUACAGGAUGGUAGUAGUAAGGUAGUUCCAUUUUUGAGAAGUUGAGAUAUAAGGAAGCAUUUGGGUUUUGGAUCGAGAUAAAAAGAGGGGUGCAGGUUGGGUGACCAGUGAAUCCUAGUGCCACUCUCGGACUAUGCAUUUGCUACUACAGCAUUGACUUGUAAAUUCACUAGUUGGAUGCUUGCAAAACCGCUCAAAUGGAUAUGCUUCCAGAAAUGAGGAAUUCCAUGUUAAGCAAGUGACCCAGGUUUUCGUACAAUUGGCUAUCAUAUGGAAGAUGCGAGCUUCUUAAAUUGUAUAAUCAUGUACAUGCAGACUGAUGUAUAUACUACUGCAAGAAAAUGAAGAAUUUGCCAGAUCUUCCUAGAAUCUUGUUUUAUCCUGAGUGACACUGUAUAAAAGAGUUAAAAGGGUAGUCUAGGAAUUUGUUG